GAACAGAACUGUCGAGUUUCCGUUUCCUGUCCGUAUCGAAAUCGAUUUGUAUUGUGCUUCAAUCAGCUCUUGUUUACCGCUUACCUUCGGCUUCAUAGCAAGAGUGUUUCUACGUUGUGUCAAUUUCUACAAAAGCAGGGUACCUCGCAUCGCAUCGCUUCGAAUUUGGAAUUAUGGGCGACAGAUCGAGAGAUAGAACGGCUAGAGUGUACGUCGGAGGGCUUACUGAAUCCAUUAAAAAGGAGGAUCUGGAAGGUGAAUUUGAAAAAUAUGGGAAACUUAAUUCUGUUUGGGUAGCUUUUAACCCACCGGGUUUUGCUUUCAUCGAAUUUAACAGUCUUACUGACGCAGAAACUGCUUGUGACAAUUUGAACGGCACUGAAUUUUUGGGUGCUAAAUUGAGAGUGGAAAUAGCUAGAGGACGACCACGUCGUGGAGGUCCCAGAGGCGGUGGUGGAGGUUUCAGAGGAAGCCGAGGCGGUAGGAGAGGUUUCGAUAGUUAUGGAGGAGGUAGAAGAGACGGAGGUAGUCGAGGCGAUAGAUUUGGAGGAAGGAGUUAUGAUAGACGAAGAGAUUCAUUUUCGAGGAAUGGAUAUGGUAGCAGCGGCGGAGGAGGAGGCGGUUCCAGAGGAGGUAGAGGAGGCGGGAGAUUUAAUAGCGAUAGAUUCAGAUCCAGGUCACCCAAUUCUGGACCACCAAGGCGUAGGGAUUAGGAUUUUAGUUUGUAAUAUGUAGGUAUUGUAGAAAUGUAAGUUCAUUAGUAAUCUCUUCUUUUUAUCAUGAAAUUUUCAUAGUUUCUUUAUCAUAAAGUUUUUCUUUAGGUACUUAAAUCUGAAAUUAACAGGGAAUCCAACUGAUAAUAAAAUACUUUUAAAUUUAGAACUCAAUAAACAAAAUUAUGAUUUGUGAUGUUUUUAUUAGACUAACAUGAAUUUUUAAAAUCACCAUGGGGGGGAUUUAAGAUUUUAUUAGGAAAAUAAUCAAUUUUUUAGUAACGUUAUGGUUCCUAAACAGUUUUUUUAAAUAGAAAUUCUUAUUAAAGAGCAAAAUAUUUAUUUUUGUGUUGAGAUUAUCAUAAUUUUGAUAAAUAUUAGGUCAUAAAAAAUCGAAAAAUUGAUAAUCAUUUUAUGUUAAUUUCAUUUAUUUUUUUGUUGUCGCCUUUAAAUUAAACAUGAGUUUGAAAACCAAAUUAAAACUUGAGGUUGUGGACUGUCGAUUUAUAGUGAUUUGCUAGUGGAUGGGAGCGUCCCUCUUAGGUUGAGGAGCUUCAUUUAUUUUUUUAAUUAGAAGAUAAAGUUUUAGGUUAUGUAGACUGUAAAUAAUAAAUUAUAUAACCUAACAUUGAGUGGCAUUGGAUCUUAUUGGUCAAAAAAGUUUAUUUUCCAAUUUUUUCAUUUUCCUACAUUUCAAAAUGAAAAAAUACUAAUUUUUCGAUUUUUUAUGACCCAGUUUCCAAAUAAAAACACUAAAUUCACAAACUUAUAAUGAAAAUAAAUAUUUUGCAACCUGAUUUCUAAAAAUACUGAAAAUUUGAAAAUAAAUUUCAUGUUUUUCAUAUUCGACUUUUAUCUGUUGAUCUGUCACUAAUGGACUGCGUUAGUUUUAAGUUUAUUAUAAGUUCAUUGAAAUUCAUGCAAUAAAAAAUUAUUUUUGAGUUGUAAAAUACAUAAAUCAUAGACUUUUUUGUUUUUAAGUUUUUACGAUGUAUGCCACAAUUAACUUAAUAUUUAAGACAUUUCUUUGCAUUGUGGUAUAAACAUUUGGAUAUUGAUUUGUAUAUUUUAUACGUAUCGUCUUGUUGUUUCUGACAAGAGGAAUAAUACUUAAUGUACCUACAAUAAAAUUGUAAAAAGCC
Messenger RNA from Diorhabda carinulata, 1855 nucleotides. It is a transcript of the gene Rsf1, whose product is annotated as RNA-binding protein Rsf1. Gene Ontology annotation, cellular component: nuclear speck. Gene Ontology annotation, molecular function: RNA binding. The record is from RefSeq and is a predicted model, not a curated record. The transcript has 2 exons. Gene Ontology annotation, biological process: mRNA splicing, via spliceosome. Lineage: Eukaryota; Metazoa; Arthropoda; Insecta; Coleoptera; Chrysomelidae. Bases 174 to 713 code for a protein of 179 amino acids.